Ectocarpus siliculosus is the source of this 6188-nucleotide messenger RNA. NCBI's taxonomy places the organism in Eukaryota, Phaeophyceae, Ectocarpales, Ectocarpaceae. The record is from the annotation of a GenBank genome assembly.
AUGAAGACAUCGAUGGCAUGGAAAGACUUUCGGCACUCAAACCUGGUUGCCACGAGUGUGUCGGUACAGGGUGGUGACGACUCUGACGGGGCAGAAGAGGAUGGAUUCGUGGGUACUACGUCAAAGGGACCAGAGGACAUGAUGAUGGAAAUCAUGGACAAGUACGUGCAUGCGGGCGAAGCGCUAGCAGAGAGAGAAAACGAUGUCAGGCAUCUCAGCAAACAGGUGAAGGCGGUAAGGGCAGACAACAAGGAACUGGAGGCCGAAGUCGCCCGCCUUACGACGUCAAAUGAAAAACUUGCUGAUGACGAGGGACGUUGGUACUCGCUGGCCAGGGAGCUAGAGAAUCAAAUGGAAGUCAUCAAGAAGGGUGAAACAUACACGUUGUUCCAAGACAAGGUUGACGAGGCGGAGGCAAGGUUGGAGGUGGCGACGGACGCAAACAGCACCUGCAGAAAGAGACUUUUCGAGGUUUAUGGUGCAAUCAGUCCAGACUUUCAAGACAAGACCAACGACGGCAGCGAUGAGGAUGUGGACGAACAUCGCCAGCACGCAACAGUUCUUGACCAGCUACGCCGGCUCAAGUCAGCAACCAAGGAGAUGGAAGAUGCUUUCGCUGCUGCUCAGGAUACCAACUCCGCGGCGAAGCUAGUUAGAGAGCAAGCGCAAGUCCAGGAAGCGGAAUUGCGCAAUCGACUUGAGGCGCAGGUGUCCGAGCUUAGGGAAGAGAUUGCAACUCGAGAUGCCAAAUCCCAGUCGGAGCAAAACGCUCUCCGUGAUGCUUCCGCCAAGCAAGCGCAGGAGUUACGGCAAGCUUUCGACGAACUCUCGAACUGUCGAGCAGCUUGUGCAACGGCGCAAGCCACGGCACAAGCUGGAGAGGACGCGAGGCGUGCUGCUGUUGAAAUCGCGACCACGAUAGAAGCAAAGCUCGAGGGUGUGCAGGAAGACCUGAGGCUUACCCAGGAGGAAACCCGAACCGUCACGGGACACCUCACGGAGGCGCGUGCUGCGCUAGAAACAUCCCAGAGGGAGGCGAAGCGCAGGCAUGAAGCGCAAGACGUCGCCGAAAACAGCGUCCAGCAAUUAUCAGGUCGAGUAAUCGAGCUGGAAACUCUGCUCCAGGAUACGCGACUGCAGGCGUCCCAAGUGGAGAGGGACCUAGCUGAUUCGUCGCAGAAAAUCACGGAGUUGACACAGGUCGCCCAUGUGUAUCAGGGAGAGGUUGCCGAGGCCACGACCGACCUAGGCGAGCUCCGUGCGCACGCAGACGCGCAGGAGAGACGGCUUGAAGAGUCGAUGCAGAAGGUGACGGAACUAACGGAGGACGUGCACACACUCCGUGGUCAGCUCGCCGAGAGAGACGCGGCGGCCACCCGUGCAGAGAGCGACGCAGAGAGAGCGUUGCACGGCACGUCUGUGGCAACAAAGGAAGCUGAAGGACUUCGCGAAGAAGUGGAGAGACUUACGGUGGAAGCGUUGACAAUGAAGCAGGAAUAUGCAGAGCAAGCUGAAGACUUCGGUGACGAGCUAAAGAGGGUCACGGCAGACGCAUCAAGGGAGCAUGCUGCACGUGCUCAAGAACUGCGCGACGAAUUAGCAAUCACGAAGCAAGAGGCCGCAUCUGCUGCUGAAGAGAGUACCGCGCAGGCCGAAGAGUUGCGCCGGGAGCUGGAGAGUGUCAACGCAUCGGCCGCGCUUGCCACUCAAGAGAAUUCUGUACGUGUGCAAGCACUGCGUCAGGAACUGGAGCUUGCCAACGCGGCGGUACUUACUGCUCGAGAUAACACGACAGACAUUGAAGGACUGCGUCAGGAACUGGAGCGUGCCAACGCGGCCGUUCUUACUGCUCAAGAUAACACGACAGACAUUGAAGGACUGCGCCGGGACCUGAACGUGGCCAACUCGGCCCUGUCCAGGGCUCAGGACGACAUCACACGAGUGAACGAGGCCCGCAUUGCAGCAGAAACCGAUGCAGAGAGGGCGGAGAGUGCGAAGGUACGUGCCGAGAAAGCCUGGGAAGAGUCACGGCAGCAGGGUGCUGAACUGAUAAACGAUGUGCGCGCUCUCGAGGCACAGCUGUGCGAGGCAAAGGCUUCGGCAACCCAGCUUGAAGCGGUCAUCGAGGAGCAUCAGGAGAAGUUGUCAAGCCUCAACGCGAACCAGCUGGAAGAGAGGACGAUCGCGGUAGCUCGGGCUCGAGAGGAGUGGGCUGCUGAAGCAGCAGCAGCGGCAGCGGGAGCCCCCGCCCCACCCCCCGUCGUAGCAGCACCGGUGCUUAGCGUAAAUGGUGACACGUGCGCGGACGUUCUCUUUGGGUCACCAGCUCCGGGUAGCAACGGUGACGCUUCCACGGGCGGAAAAGAAGCGUCUGCGAUGGCCAAUGGGGUGGCCGCUGUCUCUAGAAGCGCUGAGGCUGAACAACUUCAAGCUCAUGCGGAUGCGAUGGAAUUAGAGCUGAGAUACACGUUGGAAUCCUUCGAGGGGCAGCUGAGCGCCAUGGCCCGUGAGAAGGUGGCCAUCCAGAAACAAGUCAAAGAACUCACAGGGCAAUGCACCACCCUUCGAAAGCAGGUGUCGCACUACAAGAAGGUGGCCAAGGAAAGUGAGGCGCAAGGUGAACAAGAUGAAGUCAUCGAGCUGCGGGCUCGCUUAGUGGAGGCAGAAGACAUACUGGUGGUCAAGUCUCAAGAGCUAGCUGCAAAGGCACAGGAGGCGGUGUCAGCCACAGCCCUUGCGAAUGCUCUGGAGCACCGGAUACAGGAGGCUGAUUCCGAGGUGUUGGGGCUACGGGAGUCUUUGGAGUCCGCGUCUCAAGAGCUAGCUGCAAAGGCACAGGAGACGGUGUCGGCCACAGCCCUUGCGAACACUCUGGAGCACCGGAUACAGGAGGCUGAUUCCGAGGUGUUGGGGCUACGGGAGUCUUUCGAGUUGACGUCUCAAGAGCUAGCUGCAAAGGCACAGGAGGCGGUGUCGGCCAGAGCCCUUGCAAACACUCUGGAGCACCGGAUACAGGAGGCUGAAUCCGAGACGUUGGGGCUACGGGAGUCUUUGGAGUCGACGUUUCAAGAACUGUCUGCAAAGGCACAGGAGACGGUGUCGGCCAGAGCCCUUGCUGACACUUUGGAGCACCGCAUACAGGAGGUCGAGUCCGAAGUGUUGGGGUUACAGAAUUCUUUGGAGUCCACGUCUCAAGAACUGUCUGCAAAGACACAGGAGGCGGUGUCGGCCAGAGCCCUUGCUGACACUUUGGAGCGCCGGAUUAAGGAAGUCGAGUCCGAAGUGUUGGGAUCACAGAAGGCUCCGGAGUCCACGACGGAAGAGCUCGCGUCCGCCCGUGCGAGCGCAAGCGACCUGCAGUGUGCCUUGUCCAAGAUUUCUGAGCUUCAGAGCGUUGUCGGCGACUUGGAACGGGAGAAAAUCCACCUGAAUGAGACCACCGCGGCUCUCACAAGCGAGUUCGGCCAGGCCAGUGCGAAACUUUUAGAGUUACAGGAUGUGAUUCACUCGCAGCAGGAAGAGAAAGCGAUUGCAUUGCAAACUGUCGACCAAACAGAGGAGGCGCGGACGGCGCUCGUGGUGGCGUUGAGAGAUAUCGCUGAGCUGAUUGGGUGCGACCGCGUCGGAGAAGCUGCUGUGUCCAGCCUCAGCAUCUUGGAUAAGAUCGCCGUCGUGAAGAGACAGUUGGCGACUGCGGAGGACGUACUGGAAGCCACGGCGCAGGCCUUGCGACAGACUGCGGUCGAGGGAGAGGUUGCCCUCGAUUCAGGGUGGAGCUGGAUCAUCAAUGGCGUCAGCAGUCUGCAGCGCCGACUACAAGCUGCAGAGUUGGAGCUUUCGCGAAGCGCGGUAGUCCAAGACGAUGGCGGUCUUGGUGACACCGCUCAGGUGGUCGAAAGCGCAUCGGUGGUGGGGGAAUGCAACGGAAACAGUGUAACGCACGAGGCUCUCCGGCAAGCCAAGGAAGAAGUGGAGACCGUCAAGGCGACCCUCAGAAAGGAGCGGCUUCUGAUGUUGGCUUUCCGAAGAUGGGGUCACUUUUACCUGGCCUUGAGCAACGAAGCCCUGAGGAAACGGACAAAGGAACAGAAUCAGGCCCGCAUCCAGAAGGGCAAGCCAGAAAGUGCAUCAUCGAGCGUGAUGGAACAGACGCGUACCGACAGAGGGCGCAGUCGCCGACGUGGCAAUGGGCGAGAGCAGUUGCAGCUGUCCACCUCGGAGGUUCGACUCAUGGUGGAGAAGGAGGCCGAAACGGUUGCACGUGAACUUGCGGGCGCGCCCACUGCAUCUUUGCUCGCGCUUGUUGACGCGCGGAAAGAGAUGGACGACGUAGCCAUGAAGGCCCAGGCGACGCUUGGCGUGUUGUACGCGCAACCGCCGUUGACGCAAGACGCCAACGUGGCAACGGAUGGGACCAUGAUGCUUGAGAUCGAGCAACUUCCCCACGAAGAGAAUCUGAAAGGAGAGAUCCAAGACACGAAUGUGGCAAAAGAUGGAACCAUGGUGCUUGAGAUUGAACAGGUUCCCCACGAAGAGAAGCUGAACAGAGAGACCCAAAAGACUUCGCCAUCGCCUGGCCGCCAAACGAGUGCGAGUGUCGACAUGAACGUCGAUGCUGGCGUGGGUGAAGAGGCUCUGCCAGGGCCGCCGAUCGCACCGACGGUGCCGAUCGACCAGCAGAAGGCUGAGGCAGCCAAAGCUACCGAUUCUACGGGCUCGAGGGUCCUAAAGAAUGCACCAUCGUGCAGGACGACAGGGCCGCUGGUAGAGGAUGGCGUCUCCAAGAAAGACCGAGCUGAAUACCUGAAGAAGCAAAGGGAGGAGCGAAAGGCGAACAGGAAGAAGGGAAUGCAAGCGUCCACGUCACGUACUAGGUCCGCAGAGCCCCCAGGCAGUGCGGCCUUCCGCAACCGCAGAACAUCUGCUCCUGCGAUGAUGCCAACCGCUGCCGUCAACGCGCCGGCAGCUCCGCGUACCCCACCAACUCUCCAUGGUGAGACGGACUUGUUCCAAGCGUCUCCUAAGCCGGCCAUCGAAGACAGGGAAGAAUCGGAAAGCAAGCGAAUGCCUCCUCCACCCAUGGGGUUGACAGCUGGCGUGUCGCCGACGGGCGCGGCACUGGUAGGGGAGGACCAGCAGGGCGGGGGUCCUUCCCCCCGUAGCGAUUCGACGCUGACUGGCGAGACUAUGGCGCCCGUAAGGGCGCCCCCACCCCGUAUGUUCAACCCGACGGCUGUCCCCCCGCCUAUCGCACCUUCGAGCGCAACCACCAGCUCCCACGCCCCGCCUCCCAUGCAUCCGACCAUGGCGUUUAACGUCAACGAGUCGGUGGAAAGGGCUUUGAAGGAGGCGAGGCGCGACGCCGGUCAAGCUGAGAGGAAUGCGAUGUUCUGGAAAUACCGAUUCAGGGAUUUGGCGGUGUGGGCGGCAUCGUUUGCCGUCCUCACUUAUGCAUCCGAUCACGGAUUCGAGGACUGCUGAGAACUAUGGAGGGCGUUUGUUACGUUAGCACACUUGGGUUACCCGGCAGCUGGGAUAACAAUUGCCGUGUUACCGUGCUACUGGUGUAGUUCUUCAAGAUGCUUGCGAUGUUGGGCUUUGAAUUGCUCCGCGUGCAUGUGUCCGCCUUUCAAUGCAGCACGCCUUGUGGCUGCUAGGAUAUUGUGGUUAUGGUUUGUGCUAAUCUGCGGCGCCCUGCGCCGUAAGGCGUUGUCCUCUGUGAAAAGUCCAUUUAUGUGCGUCUAGCUCACCCAAGUUACUGUAGCCAGUGUCAAACUACGAAUCUCAAGUAUCGUAAGAGCUGUACACGCGUCGACACGUCCUGUCCCCUUGGUACGAGACAUCAUGGCCGAUAGCUCUCCAGGUGUCCAGUCGCACUGCUGUAGUAUAGAUGAGCCCACGGGUUUCACUGCGGGCUGGUCGCUAUAGCUGCCGUUGCUGUUGUCUUACGAGCCGCCGUUCCAGCUCUGCUUCGAUUCUCGCGUUGGAGCGUUCCUGUAUUGACAGACAUGGUCGUGUUGGAGCAGUUACCGUGAGGGUUCAUCAGGUACACGUUAAUGUGCGUGUCACUGUUCCCUUUGUUCGUGGUGUGUGUAGCCACGCAGCGACAUAUAUUCAUGUCGUCUAUUGGGUGUUGUGUGUGUGCUGUAUACAUGUAGCCAACUCAAUGAUAUCUUGUCUCGAUGCUG